UAUCCUACGACUCUAAUGCUGUUCAAACGUGAAGUGAACGAGACGGAGUGGAAGACGAGCUUUUUGUCCGCUGCGGUAACAAAAUGACUGUGUGUCACUUCUUUCUCCAGGGACGUUGUCGGUAUGGCAAUUCAUGCUGGAACGAACACCCGGGAGGUGGUGGUGGUGGUGGGGGAGGAAGAGGAUACAACGGCCCCUCGUCUCCGCCACAGUCCAGAGGGGGUGGAGGCUUUGGGAACAAGGUUUGGGUGAAUCCGGCUCAACAAAAGGGAGGCUUCAACCAGCAGGCGUCCUCCCGUGGGACUGAUCAGUGGGGCGGGAGAGGACACGACGAGAAGAACUUCUCUUCACACAACAGAUUCUCCACACUCGCCGACCACAAUGACUAUGAGCGGGGAGGAAGAGGAAAAGGAGGACCAAGUGAAGAAGAUGAUGAGCAAAAAGUGGAGAUCAUUCAGAGCGACAUGGCCGUUUGGGAGAGCUCAGGCCAGUGGGGCUUCUCGUGUUACAGCGCCUCCAAAGCAUCACUAUCUGGCUUUGCAGACCUUUCUCCAGAGGAGCUGAGGCUUGAGUAUUACUCCUCCAAAGGAUCAGGAGACCUGAAGAGUUAUCUCAAUGGAAUCAAUCAGUUGCUCAGCCAGUGGAGAAACCGAGUCCAGGAGCUGAAGAUAAUGAAUCCAUCGACUCGUGCGGCUUUGCUUGCAGAACUAAAAAAUCCAGCGCCUCAAGCGUCGACAAAUGGAUUCGGCUCAGCACCAACUGGAUUCGGGUCCUCUGCCUUAAAUUUUGGUAGUAAAGGGUUCGGGGCACCAGCAGCCCAGGCCAGUACCUUCAGUUUCACGUCUCCAGCGGCCGCAGCAUCCUCUCCUGGUUUCGGCAGUGCCAUCCCGGCUCCGACGCAACCUCCCUCUGGGUUCGGCUCCUCCUUCACCGCAGGUUCUGCUGCCCCGGCGGCGUCGUCCUUCUCCUUCGCUUGCCCGUCCGGCAACAAACCCGCAGCUUCCUCUUCAGGAUUCGCCUCGGCCGCCGGUUUCAGCUUCUCCUCCUCCGCCGCGGCCACCAAUGACAACAAGGCGCCGUUUGGAGGCGGUUUCGGGUCCGCCGCGCCCGCGGGAAACUUGUUCGGACAGACGCGGGCCGCCCCGGCAGCAGCCGGAGCCUCGGACGGGCUGUUCUCCCCUGAGAGCGAUCUGACCCAAGAGGAGCUGGGCCAGUUCAAGGCUCAGAGGUUCACUCUGGGCCAGGUCCCUCUGAAGCCGCCUCCCGCUACAAUGCUUCAGGUUUGAUGCGCUCAUGAAUUAUUCAUGCAGCUAUUUAAAAAAAGUCCACUUUCAUGGUGAAAAAUAGAAACACAAACAGACUCUAAAUUUAUGCACAUCUUUUUGCGUAUUUUUUAGUGUUAUUUUUAAAUCCCAAAAUGAUUCAUAUUAUGGCCAAAUUUUAGCCUUUCACAUCCAAAAACAAGAAGGAAAAAGGUUGUUUUUUUUAAAUCCCAACUUUUCAAGUCCCAGCAGUUAACAUUUUUUAAUAGUAAAUAAGUUAAUUACUGCUAAAUAGGCCACAUUUUCCCCCCCAUUUAAAAUUAUUCCUAUCUCGAAUGUUUAGGCCUCAUUUUUCAGCCUUUUUUGCACUAUUCUAAAAGAUUCUGGAAGCUUCUAGGAUGGUUUUGCACCUAAACAUCUAUAAAAUAAUAACAGUCGAUAGUUGGCCUGUGUUGAAAUGUGACAAUUUAACACCUAGCACGACCACAAGGAGGCGUCAUAUAAUCAUUUUAAGUUUGGCUCACUGUUUGCUAUAUUGUCUGUCAUUUCUUUAAGGAAACAUGAACUGUAUAUUUUGCUAACACCGAUCAUAUGCUCACAUUGUGCCGUGUACAUAUUUUUUUUUUUUUAGAAAACUUAAGUAAAGCAGUGUGCCACUA
Messenger RNA from Nerophis lumbriciformis (worm pipefish), 1921 nucleotides. Its product is annotated as nucleoporin NUP42-like. The record is from RefSeq and is a predicted model, not a curated record. NCBI's taxonomy places the organism in Eukaryota, Metazoa, Chordata, Actinopteri, Syngnathiformes, Syngnathidae. Gene Ontology annotation, molecular function: metal ion binding.